Messenger RNA from Rhagoletis pomonella (apple maggot), 1971 nucleotides. RefSeq lists its product as uncharacterized. The record is from RefSeq and is a predicted model, not a curated record. The transcript has 2 exons. Lineage: Eukaryota; Metazoa; Arthropoda; Insecta; Diptera; Tephritidae. Bases 386 to 1228 code for a protein of 280 amino acids.
CUCCAGACAGUUAGAAAGAGUGUAUAAACACCGCUCUCACUCAAAGCGAAUUGGAGAUCAGCUGUUCCGCUCAAUGUAGCAUACGAACAGUGUUACCACAAUUUCUUUAAUUUAAGAUUUAUUGCAAUUUGUUUUAGCAUUGUAAAGUAAAACAUUAACUAAUUUAUUAACACAUUUGAUAGUAAAUUAUUUAUCUUAAAUAAAGUAUAUUUCAAGUAUUACCAAUUUUUUUUCAUGCGAAUUAAAGCUUAAUUUGUUUCAAAAACUUCAGUGCUACUAAAGUUUUCUGCUGCAGCUCUUAUUGAAGAGGAAUGGCAGCAUUGUAUGCCAAACUCAAGUUGAUUUUCAGCAAAGAAAUACAAGCUGGUGUGAAAUGUGAAAUAAAAUGGAAAAUAAAAAGAAAAGAAAUAUAUGGAGAGAAAAAGAAAUAAUAGAAAUGAUUUCUAUUAUAAAAGAAAAGCAUAUAUUAAAAUUGUUGGACAGCAAAAUAAAAAGGAAUCGAAGCAUUUUUGAAGAAGUGGCUCGUGCAUUGAAUUCCAAAGGAAUCAAAACGGACGCCAUCCAAAUUAGAGCGAAGUUCAAAUCGCUGAAAAGCGAUUAUUACAAAGCCAAGCGGAAUAAUAAUAGCAGUGGUGCUGAAAGACAAACCUGUGAUUAUUUCGAAAUGUUAGAUGAAGUGCUUGGUCAUCGACCUGCAGUAUCUGUAGAGGGCGUGGACACUUCACAAACCGAGCGGCCAGCAGACAACACAAAUACUUCGCAAAGCAGCUAUUUAGAAGUGGAAGCAGAUUGUAUUGAAGAAAACGAUCAUGCCGAUGGUUCGGAAUCCAGUCCCGCAUGCAGUACUCCUCGUAAUCCGAAAACGUUCAAAAAUCAAAAAAAAAACUCAUAUCUGAAAGCUAUGGAGUCUUUUACAAACGAGUGGAAAAAAACGCAGGAAAACUUAGUCGAUUCCUUGAAGAAGCAAGACGAAACCCAUUUUAGUAAAGUGGAACUUCUAUUAGAAAGAAAUCGCAAAGAGACGCAAAAAAUGUUAGAGGAUGAUCGCCACGAAACCGCCAAGAUGUUUUCUUCUCUGUUAAGCACGAUGCAGAUGUCACAACCGUCAAACAUUCCUGUUUACAUGCCUCAUCAUUUUCUCUCACCCUCACUUGCUUUGGCCCCGGAAAUCGUAUCAGCAACGCCUGGUGAAUUUGAUAUUUUUAGGUCACAGCAAUCUCCAGAAUAAACACUUUUCAUCGCUUGUUUCAUUCACAACAUUCAUAUUUUCAAUUACAUUUACAGUGGCGCCCACGUAAAGAGCACACUUUCGUUGUUUACAAUAUUCAGUGUUUAACGUGAUUUAUUAUAUUUAUGAUUUAUUAUACUAGAAUUGAAUAGGCUACAAAACUGCAUACCCCAUAAGUUUCUAAGGAUUCUGAAAAGUGCAAAAUUUUGAUGAAUUUUUUUUUAAAUCUUUAAAAAAAUUUCCUGAAUUGUGCACACGGUUUUUAACUUUGCCUUAUAUGGUUUAUGUUAUAGAAUCUACUAUAUUUUUACAAAAACUUUACGAAAACGUGACAUUGUAAAAAAUCUAGGUGUGCGAUUUACGUGAGCGCCGCUGUAUAUAAACAUAUAAUGAGUACGAAAUGCAUUUAUUUGUAGUCUUUUGUGAACUUUUUGUUUUUUUAAAUGUUUAAUAUACUGUUGCCAUACAUUAAAUAAAAUUAAAUCAACAUGCGCUUAUGCAUAUUUAUACAUACAUAUACGUACUUAUGUUUAUUAGUUUUUGAGUUAUCGCAUCGCUAGAUAGGACUUCGGUACGACGCCAUAUAAAAAUUAAAUUAACUUAAUUAAAAAUUUAAAUUUAAAAACAUAACUGAUGCUUUUUUAAUAACUAGGCCAACGUAAAAUAUUCAUUUUUUCAUUACAAAAUUUCAUUCAAUUUCUCAUCUCAUGUGCGUCGAAACAGACAAAGAAAAUUAUAAUUAA